GGUCUUCUUGCACAGCGGGUAUCCAUUUCAAAAUGGCGGCAACAGGAACAACUAAAAAAGUAGUUCUUCUAAGCUGCGGUUGCUUCAACCCAGUGACACAUAUGCAUCUUAGACUAUUUGAACUAGCCCGCGACACUCUUCACCGCACUGGCUUCUUUACUGUUGUUGAGGGGAUUUUUUCUCCCGCUCAUGACGCUUAUAAGAAAAAAGAUCUUGUCGCAUCGCAACACAGAUUAGCAAUGUGUAAUUUGGCAGUUAAAACCUCAAGCUGGUUAAGAGUUGAUGACUGGGAAAGUAAACAAGAUGGCUGGUCAACAACCAAGACAGUUCUUAACUAUAUGACAGAGCAAGCAAGGAAGAAACAUGAUAACAGUUGUACUGUUAAAUUACUCUGCGGUGCUGAUUUGCUAGAAUCCUUUGCAGUUCCAGGAUUGUGGUUAGAUAGUGAUAUUGAGAGCAUAGUAAAGGAACAUGGAAUUGUUGUUAUAACAAGGCAUGGGUCAAAUCCAGAAGAGUUCAUUUACAACUCUGAUGUUCUUACAAAACACAAGAAUAAUAUACAUAUUGUGACAGAGUGGAUACCUAAUGAAAUUAGUGCUACAAAAAUAAGGUGUGCUCUUAGGCGGAGAGAAAGUAUAAAGUACCUUGUUCCUGAUUCAAUCAUUGAUUACAUCCAUAAUAACAAGCUAUAUACCCCAGUAAAAGGAUAAGCACCAAAUUAGCCCCAAAUGCGGAGGGCAAAAAAGGGGGUCUAAUUCAACCAGAAUUGAGCUUUUCCACAGCAAUUAAAUCCUUUUCACAGCAGAUAAGCCAUUAAGCUUUUCCACAAGAAUUUAGCCAUUUUCCCCAACAGUUCAACCCGACAAAUCAAAUUAAGAAGCAAUUCUCCAAUUCAGCCACAAUUCAAUUGCGAUCCCAAAAAUAUAAAAGCACAGUUGAGCAAAAGUGCCAAGCAGGCAAGUGCUCAAGACACACAUGCAUCAUCAUUUGAGACCACAUGGAGACCAAGCUCACAGUUUGUGGUUUUGGGGAUGUGUAAAUACUGUAAUUCACAAUAAAAACACACAAAACUGA
Molecule: messenger RNA, 1074 nt
Organism: Nematostella vectensis (starlet sea anemone)
Lineage: Eukaryota; Metazoa; Cnidaria; Anthozoa; Actiniaria; Edwardsiidae
Product: nicotinamide/nicotinic acid mononucleotide adenylyltransferase 1
Exons: 8
Coding region: 33-710 (225 amino acids)
Biological process (GO): NAD+ biosynthetic process
Molecular function (GO): nicotinamide-nucleotide adenylyltransferase activity; nicotinate-nucleotide adenylyltransferase activity
Source: RefSeq, a predicted model, not a curated record